AUGACGACUGAUACCGCAGUUAGAAGUGACCAGGCUGGUAACUCUAAGCAAAGGUGGGCAAUGCGAAUUACCAUUGGAGGAGAUUCCGGAAUGAUCGAGCUGAUUAAAAGCGAUUCGGAUAAGGGACUUGACGACCUUCUCUAG
Messenger RNA from Histoplasma mississippiense, 144 nucleotides. RefSeq lists its product as hypothetical. Lineage: Eukaryota; Fungi; Ascomycota; Eurotiomycetes; Onygenales; Ajellomycetaceae. The coding region runs from base 1 to 144 and encodes 47 amino acids. The record is from RefSeq and is a predicted model, not a curated record. The transcript has 3 exons.